This is a messenger RNA of Peromyscus californicus insignis, 759 nucleotides long. RefSeq names its product anomalous homeobox protein-like. Gene Ontology annotation, molecular function: DNA-binding transcription factor activity, RNA polymerase II-specific; RNA polymerase II cis-regulatory region sequence-specific DNA binding. The coding region runs from base 1 to 759 and encodes 252 amino acids. Gene Ontology annotation, biological process: regulation of transcription by RNA polymerase II. The record is from RefSeq and is a predicted model, not a curated record. NCBI's taxonomy places the organism in Eukaryota, Metazoa, Chordata, Mammalia, Rodentia, Cricetidae. Gene Ontology annotation, cellular component: nucleus; transcription regulator complex. The transcript has 4 exons.
AUGGAGAACUUCCUGAGGCUGCUUAGGGAGCAUGGGGACGCUCACCCUCCCCCACCGGAGUUGGUGACCCUCGCGGGCAAGCUGUGUCGGGACUUCAAACACAACCCUGUUCAGGUGCUCCAUCUGGUUAAAGCCAUUCUGGACAGCCAGCAUCGUUGGGACCUGCUAAACAACGUAGACGUGGCCCUGGUGUGUACUCAGGUCCUGAUCCAUCAAGAGCAGCAGCUGUUAGCCCUCCAGAUUCUACAGGGCUGUCGGGUGCCAGGAGGCAGCCAAGAGCUGGUACGACUCUGGAAUGACGUCCACUAUCACCUGACCAUGAGGAGGCUGUGUGUCUCCAAGCUGAACCCGGGACAGAAGUUUCGCUGUAGGAAGAGGAACCCACCACCCUCUACCCUCUGCCCUGAGGGCCCUAAGAACCGGAACUUCCUCCCAGAGGUUCGCUGCCAUCUGCAAGACUUUGCCACAGGUGUGGGUGCUUAUCCCAAGAAGGCCCAGUUGGAGAAACUGGCUUCGGAGACUGGCUUGACUCCUGAGCAGGUGUACAACUGGUUUGCCAAUUAUCGUCGGCGUCAGAAGGCUCUUCUCCUGCACAUGCAAAGAGCCCAGGAGGCCACAUCAGAAGUCUCCAGUGCAAAGGAGAGUGGCCCUGAGCCGCUGCAGCUCUCAGGAUACCAUCUCGAGUCUGUGGCUGUGUCCCAGUGGUCAGGUGAGCAUCGCAAGGGCUUCUUGGGGGCUGAUUUCUGUGGCAAGAUCUAG